This is a messenger RNA of Cutaneotrichosporon oleaginosum, 569 nucleotides long. RefSeq lists its product as uncharacterized. The record is from RefSeq and is a predicted model, not a curated record. Lineage: Eukaryota; Fungi; Basidiomycota; Tremellomycetes; Trichosporonales; Trichosporonaceae.
GGGCAUGGCGUGCAGCGUCGGUGACGUCGGCAUCGAGAUGCUCGGAAGCAUAAGUUGCAACAGCGGCUCAGCUCAUCCUGUUGGCGUAACAAUGGCGUCUUUCUAGCGAGGCCUGGCCUGUACUCCCCUCAUUCUGCGCAGGUCAGAGGACAGCAGGGCAACGCGGACAGUGCGAACCAGUGGUGAUCCACACCAAACAGCAGCACCGAACGUUGGGACGCCCAUGUCACGUCCGGCUGCCCGUGCGGCUUCGCAACUCUGUCACUGUUCUGAUCACCGCGAGUCAACGCUCUGCACCGUCGCGUUUCCUCGACCAACGCUGUGCACCGAUGCCUGUGGCGCUCGGUAUCUCACAUCUUUGCUGAUUGCCAGCUCUGCAGGCGUUCAAGGCUUGCUUGUUACACAGCGCUGCACGCACCGUCAUGAUCGCCAAGAUCGCCGCACCGCCGGACGUCGUCUUCUGCCAUGCUGCCAUGCUGCCAGCUGUGCUCGCUCUUCGUUGAUCUUCCCCUCCCCGCCUCCUCGAUGAAUCCACAGUUGCUUCAAGAACUCACAUUACACAGCAGCGA